Molecule: messenger RNA, 801 nt
Organism: Mucor velutinosus
Lineage: Eukaryota; Fungi; Mucoromycota; Mucoromycetes; Mucorales; Mucoraceae
Exons: 3
Coding region: 1-801 (266 amino acids)
Source: RefSeq, a predicted model, not a curated record
AUGAACACAGCUGUUGCGUGGCCCAUAGAUAAACCAAUUAUUUUCAAUGUUCCAGUUACUAGAAACUCUACUUUUGAGCUCGACAUCCCACAAGCAUUUACAAGUCAGCUACCAACAUGCAACACUGUAUGGAAUUUCUUCACUGUGGACGAGCAAGGCAUCAUGGAUGACAGUGAAGAGCAGUCGUUCACUGUCAACAGAGUCUCUUAUACAAUGAUGGGUGGUACAUUUCUAUUCCCCUUUGGGGGGUUUGCAGGUCAGUUGAUUGCAUCCAAUUACGAGUCCAAGGGUGCAAGUCUAUAUGGUUUUGAAGCGAUCGAUGCAUCACGUCACACUACCUUUGCAUCCUGCUGGCCUCAUUUGAGAAGAGAUGAUGCCAUGUCAACAGAAAUAGAGCCAGAGCAAGAGGAUGAUUUGGAAUGGAUGAUUCGCAGAGGUCGUCAAUUACUACCUGUCGCUAUCUCAGAUCGAGAGGAUCAGAGCCCUUCCAAGCAGGAUGAGAUCAGCAAAGCCCUUGCUUCUACAACUACUGUCACAGAAAUAGUAUUACCCAGUGAAGCAGUAUUAGGAAGCAGCGUAUCCAGCAUGUUGAGUGAAUACUCAUCUCUGUUGGAUGUUCUCAAUCCUCAGCACUUUUUUGAUGAAGCGUAUAUAAGCCAGGACAAACAUCCAGCAAACGAUGCCGACAUGGAAGCAUUUGCAAAUGCUCUUCUAGACCAGCAACCUGAAAGUCCUAUGAUAGAACGUCCUGCUGAUUUCGCUCAAAUAUAUGAAGGUCCAAAGACAACAGUGACAACCUAA